AUGGCCGUGGCGCAGAGGCUCCUCGUCAGUAUGUCCUGCGAGGCCGGCGCGCCGCACUGGACGCUGACCGCGCUGGCGGUGCUGCUGGGCGUCCUGCUGGGCGUCGUGUCCGCGUACCCGCUGCCGGGCGCCAGGACGAACGCCACCGCGCUGCUGGAGAGGCGCUGGGAGACGCUGUUCUCCCGCUCCGUGCUGGGCAUCUCCGGGGAGAAACCGGAGCCGAGCUGGGAGAGCGACUAUCUGCUGGGCAUCAAGCGCGUGCGGCGGCUCUACUGCAACGUGGGCAUCGGGUUCCACCUGCAGGUGCUCCCCGACGGCGGGAUCAACGGCGCACAUAAUGAGAACCAGUACAGUCUAAUAGAGAUCUCCACGGUGGAGAGAGGGGUGGUGAGCCUGUUCGGGGUGAGGAGCGAGCUGUUUGUCGCAAUGAACAGCCGCGGGAGGUUGUACGGAACGACAGUCUUCCAUGACGAGUGCAAGUUCAAGGAGAGUUUGCUCGCGAACAACUACAACGCCUACGAGUCUCUGGCGUACAGAGGCUCCUACAUAGCGCUCAGCAAGCACGGCCGCGUGAAGCGGGGCAACAAGGCCACCACCGCCAUGACCGUGACGCACUUCCUACCCCGAAUAUGACGAGCACAAAGUGGCAAUAACAGAAACUUCUUUGCACAUGUGGAUUAUUUCCCAGGUAACACGAAUACCGCAUUACGGACGUACAAAGCCCCAAAAGACAAAGUGGACUGAACGAAGCAAGAAACACACCUAUAUCUGAUAGUAUUUAUUCAAACGUUAUAUGUAUAUUUGGGUAGCUUACUUUGUAUUAGAGGAUUAUGGAAACGCCAUUCUUUGCUGCUUUUUAUGAUUUUCAUCAUCAUUUUGUGAUGUUGACGGAGGCGGAGAGGCGUCGUUUGUCCCAUCAGUUUUUAUGGGUGCGCGAGUCCUUUGCCCCGUCAGUGGACGACAGCUCAUCCCUUCGGAAAAUGAAAAUGGAUACGUUAUUACCUCAAAGUACCAUGUCCUGAGAAGAGGACGAAGAAGGAAACGGAGAACACGUGUGCAUGAAGUUUCUACGGAUUCUUUGUUUGGAUUUUAUUUAUUUAUUUAUUUUUGAUUUUAUUUUUUUUAAAUUUUUUUGGGUCGUCCAUGAAGAACUUGGACAUUUCCCCCCGUUUGUUGUUUUCAAUUGUGUCUUUCAAUGUCUGGGCGACGCUGUGUUUUUUUUCUUGCUUCGUCAUGAGGUGGUCGGAGCCUUGAGUUCCUACUCGCGGCCCCUUCCCCCUGACGCAUGUGAGAAACGUGCUGCUCAAGUCAGGAAGUGAAACGCAAGUCAUCGCUCCCUCAGACACCAACGGCCCCGGUUCCUGUAGGGCCAGAGGUUUCUCUACCUUAUUUCGUUUCCAUAAUAAGAUCAAUUAAGCUACUGGGACUCUAUGCUGCACAGGACCCAGUGGAGCCUCUUGUUUCAAUGUGGAAGGACAGAUUGAGACCCCCCCCCCCAUCAUGUCCAAGGGAGCUUUGACAAUCCCAGGUUUUACUUUCACAAAUGUUGUAGCCGUACUGUAUGUGUGGACUUGGCAUUUAUUUUAAGUAUGUACGUGGAUUUGCUCGGUUUGAGAGCUGUUGAAUGUGAGGGGGGAUUUUUCGUUGGGGGCAGUCGAGGGGGCUGUAUCACAGACCCGACACCAUGAAGCAACGUGUCCUCCAUUGCUGUCCGUCGUGUUGUUUUCCCUCUGUUCAAACUGAGUCUGCGCAUCUGCUCUGUGGACGAUAUUUUGUUGCCGUCGAUUGUUCACACUGGGAGCUGUUUUGACUCGUCACAGUAGUUUGACGAUAUGUGGCACUUAACAAUGAGGUGCUUAUGCAGAAAUGAGUUAUAGUGGAUGUCAAUUCACCGUAAAUAUGAAGGAUUCACUGCUUUUAAAACAAUGUGAAAACUCUGACGUUGAGAUGAUUGCGCUUAUUGAUCCCAGAUUUCUAAGCUAUUUAUGCAUUAUUCAGAUUGGUCACUGAGGCACAGUGCGGCUUCUUGGGAAGAAGGAAAAAGAAAUACGAGCAAUGUUGCAAAAAGCAGUGAACCAAAGGAGUUAUACUGACGUGUUCAUUCAGGAUUGAUGUAUGCAGCACACCAUACUUGAAUUCAACGACUGCCUGCGCUUCUCUUUCAGUCAGUAUUCCAUUGUGGAGACGAGGGAGGGAGGCAAGUUGUGGAUAGCGGAGAUGCACAAGCGAACUUGGGAUUCUGCAUGUGGCACUGGUUGUUUGUUUAACUUGGCAAGGAUGUGGAUAAUGCGGGGUAAAAUACCUGAGCACGAGACGGGUGGGCCCCUCGUCUACUGACGUCAGACUGGACGGUCAGCGCGGGGCCACGGGAUUCUUGUCCCCAUUCAUCUGAGCAAACUUUUGCGCCGAGGCCGGACGUGCAGGCUGCCUCUGUUGUCUGGUCCAUCGUGAAUCACUUUUACCGUAUUAUUUCACGGAGCUCGGCACCUGUACGGCCAUUUAUCUUGAUCAAGGCCAGAAUCUUGUAAUGUGCAAUGUGGAGUGUUUUAAAACGCUGAAACGAGGCGCAACCGAAUCUCCAUUGCGAAAUCUUUACUUUGAAUUUUGGCACUUGACCUGCAAUAUUCUGUAAAUAGCAAACAAGUGGUCGGGGGGCCAGCUGGGUGAAAUAUGAUUUCAAGAAAGUAGCUCUUACAGAUAUACUGUAUCUUAUUAUUUUACCUCAAGGCCCGGUCAAACACUACUGUAACGCUAACGCACUGACAAUACGUCUGUGAGCACUGGUUUACAGGCCCUUUAAUCUCCAGCGUCUGUCCGGUAGCAGAGACGAAUGUGCAGUAACUGGUCAGAAUGACCGCGUAUGUGUGUAUGACUCUGUCGGAGACUGUGUGUGUGUCAUGUUCUGUUUCUGCCAAAGCAAUAGUGGAGAUGGCAUCAGACGGAUUGAACCUUGAGUCAGGAAUAACAGGGCCAUCGUCCGACUGUGCACGCUGAUGUACUGUAGGGAAGAAAAAAAAAAGGACGACGGGGAGGGAGGAGGUGACGCGGAGGCCACUGAGGGACGUCGGUCAAAGAGAAAGCAGCGAGUGUGGUUUGGAGCCGGAGGCGAACGUGUAGCAAAAGGCCACGGAAAAAAAAAGAGAGAAUCAAAUGCUUCCAGGAAAGGGACACUUCUGUCAGACUGAAUACUGUGAUCCACGAGAGCAACUCGACACUGGAUGUUUUGUGAACUUAUGUUUUUUUUGAAUGCUGAUAUGUGUUCGUGGGGGGGGGGGGGCUGAUUUCACGGCACUGAGGAGUUGGUUGGAGAGGUUUUUUUUCUUUGGGCAAAUUAGUCAAAACACACAAAUGGUGCAAUUUUCUUUUUUUUCAAUGGAGUGCAAUUUACUAUGCGGAGGGAAGAUGCCAUUUCACGGCACAAAAGAUCAAAAUCUCCUGUUUUUCCUUUGUGCCGAUUACUGUGCGUUUAUUAUUAUUAUUUCUAUUUAUGAUGGUGGAAUGGGAAUUGCAAAGUUACACUGGAGUUGACAUUGUGGGCAAUGAACUUGAUAUCGUUUUACACCCAAAGCAACUUACUCUAAACUCUAAAGAAGAUACGAGCCUGUUACAAGUUCUACAACCUCCGCACGAUGUUACUUUGAGGCAGAACAAGUUGUAUGAAUAUAGCAGCAACUGAGAGAAGGUACAAAGUCAACGGUUUCAUCUUUCAACAUUAACCCUUUACUUCCUUAAUUCCCCAUUAUGCACAUGGAGCUCUGAGUGGACUAGGUAUGUGUUGUCCUUUCGAUUAAGGAGCAAGUGUCUGGAUUCUGCCAUCGUGCUUAUCACGCCUGUUAAAAAAUAAAUGUGUUGGUUCACAGGGAACUGGAGGAUCUGUCAUCAUGUGUGUGUGUGUGUGUGUGUGUGUGUGUGUCCCUGUGUGCCAGCAGCCUUUGUGUUUCUCUCUCAGUUUUCUAUUCCUGCACUGAGGGGAGAGUGCUUCCUCCGAGUCCCCCUCCUCUUUUUUAACAUAUACCUCACCUUCUGCCUUAGUUCCGAUUAUUGAAAUGAUUGUAAGUUAGUUUGAAACAACAGACUUCUCCAAUCAUUUGUUUCUGAAAAAAAUAUGAUGAUGACGAGUAAGUAAAAUACUAUAUUGCAAAUGGUUUUCCUUUUAUUUUUGUACGUAUGUGCUGUGCACAGCAGUCAACUGUAUUCCUGAGAUGAUAAUUAAAAAGACAUUUUGUAAAAACGCUUGUUGUGACUUAAUACUUUACAGUUGCACGCCCGACGCACCUCACGCCUCCUCCUGACCCGCAAUGACCCAGAUAUUGAUAUCAGAAGACCUGGGAAAGAAAUUAGUGAUGUGACAGUCGUGCUCAGUGAGCGGCCAGGAGCUGGUGUGUGGCGCCCCCUUCUGGCGAAGCCUGAGUGUUGUCACUGUACAGUACAGUGGCAACAUUUGA
This is a messenger RNA of Scophthalmus maximus (turbot), 4445 nucleotides long. Its product is annotated as fibroblast growth factor 6-like. The coding region runs from base 1 to 633 and encodes 210 amino acids. Gene Ontology annotation, biological process: positive regulation of gene expression; positive regulation of cell population proliferation; cell differentiation. Lineage: Eukaryota; Metazoa; Chordata; Actinopteri; Pleuronectiformes; Scophthalmidae. Gene Ontology annotation, molecular function: fibroblast growth factor receptor binding; growth factor activity. The record is from RefSeq and is a predicted model, not a curated record. Gene Ontology annotation, cellular component: cytoplasm. The transcript is spliced from 3 exons.